CAGCAGCAGCAGCAGCAGCAGCAGCAGCAGCAGCAGCAGCAGCAGCAGCAGCAGCAGCAGCAGCAGCAGCAGCAGCAGCAGCAGCAGCAGCAGCAGCAGCAGCAGCAGCAGCAGCAGCAGCAGCAGCAGCAGCAGCAGCAGCAGCAGCAGCAGCAGCAGCAGCAGCAGCAGCAGCAGCAGCAGCAGCAGCAGCAGCAGCAGCAGCAGCAGCAGCAGCAGCAGCAGCAGCAGCAGCAGCAGCAGCAGCAGCAGCAGCAGCAGCAGCAGCAGCAGCAGCAGCAGCAGCAGCAGCAGCAGCAGCAGCAGCAGCAGCAGCAGCAGCAGCAGCAGCAGCAGCAGCAGCAGCAGCAGCAGCAGCAGCAGCAGCAGCAGCAGCAGCAGCAGCAGCAGCAGCAGCAGCAGCAGCAGCAGCAGCAGCAGCAGCAGCAGCAGCAGCAGCAGCAGCAGCAGCAGCAGCAGCAGCAGCAGCAGCAGCAGCAGCAGCAGCAGCAGCAGCAGCAGCAGCAGCAGCAGCAGCAGCAGCAGCAGCAGCAGCAGCAGCAGCAGCAGCAGCAGCAGCAGCAGCAGCAGCAGCAGCAG
Messenger RNA from Lethenteron reissneri (Far Eastern brook lamprey), 579 nucleotides. RefSeq lists its product as uncharacterized. NCBI's taxonomy places the organism in Eukaryota, Metazoa, Chordata, Hyperoartia, Petromyzontiformes, Petromyzontidae. The record is from RefSeq and is a predicted model, not a curated record.